Messenger RNA from Cuscuta campestris, 1459 nucleotides. The record is from the annotation of a GenBank genome assembly. NCBI's taxonomy places the organism in Eukaryota, Viridiplantae, Streptophyta, Magnoliopsida, Solanales, Convolvulaceae.
AGAAGAAGUACGACUACUUAGAAUUGGGUGGUUGGUUUGCGCUUGGUCGGGCAAACAUCAUGCACAAUAUACAAAAAUCGCCGGCACUUCACAAAAUUGCAGUGAUUCUCUCCAAAAGAAAGCUAAAUGGGCGCAGAAAUGGCAAGAGUGAAGUUGGGAAGCUGCGGCCUAGAGGUUUCGAGAUUGGGGUUCGGGUGUAUGGGGUUAACCGGGAUGUAUAACAAUCCGGUGGGAGAGGAAGAAGGGAUAGCCAUAAUCAAAGAGGCUUUCGGCAACGGAAUCACAUUUUUCGAUACUGCAGAUGUUUAUGGAGCUAAUCAUUCCAAUGAGUAUAUGGUGGGAAAGGCACUAAAGCAUCUGCCUAGGGAAAAGGUACAGCUAGCCACCAAGUUUGGCAUAUACAAAUUUGAACCUACUCAGGUUGUGGUGAGAGGCACACCUGAAUAUGUUCGCUCCUGCUGCGAAGCCAGCCUACGCCGGCUUCAGGUGGACUACAUUGAUCUUUAUUACAUUCAUCGUAUCGACACAACAGUGCCCAUCGAGGAAACUAUGGAAGAAAUGAAGAAAUUAGUUGAGGAAGGAAAAAUAAAGUACAUUGGGUUAUCUGAAGCUCACCCGGACACAAUAAGGAGGGCGCAUGCAGUUCAUCCCAUCACUGCUGUGCAAAUGGAGUAUUCCCUGUGGACACGAGACAUCGAGGACGAGAUUGUGCCUCUCUGCAGGGAACUUGGAAUCGGGGUUGUGCCAUAUGGGCCUAUUGGCCGCGGGCUUUUUGGUGGAAAGGCAGUUAUUGAGAGUUUACAUUCUAACAGCUCUUUGGGGAAACAUCCGAGGUUUACUGGAGAGAACUUUGAGAAAAACAAGAGCAUAUACUUCCGUUUAGAAGAACUGUCCAAGAAACACGGAUGCUCGCCCGCUCAGCUUGCUCUUGCCUGGAUUCUUCAUCAGGGGGAUGAGUUUGUACCCAUUCCUGGAACGACUAAGAUAAAAAACCUUCACGACAACAUUGGAUCUGUGAAGAUAAAGUUGUCGGAAGAAGACGCGAAAGCGGUUUCUGAUGCGGUGCCCAUAAGUGAAGUGGUGGGUCCGAGGGUCGGCGAGGCUCUGUACAAGUGUUCCUACAAGUAUGCACUCACUCCACCAUUGAAGCAGUGAUGGUUAUGAUAUAUAACUUGAUAAGUGUGUGCCAUUGAACAAGGUGUUUGCCCCCAACUUAUUAUUUGCCCACUUCCCAAAGGCCAAGGGCAAUUUGGACACUUCAAACCAUAAGUGUGUGCCAUUGAACAAGGUGUUUGCCCCCAACUUACCCUUUUGGAGCUUACGUAACAAACUACGCGAGCCUCCCAACGAAGCCAACAUAAAUCCCUUCCGAAUAUAAUUGUUUGCUAUACAGACUUUAAUGUAAUGUGAUCAUGAAGUAUGUUCGGUUUGACUGUAAGAAUAUACUCUGUUUUUGGGG